UACGUGUCAUAGUACAUUAGUGUGCCAUUUGUGUGCUGUGUUGUGUGUUGUCUGGAAUCUCAGAGGUUUAAAUGCUACCUGCUGAAAGAUCAGCAUCUUACAGUCCAACAUGAAUAAUCCCUUCUUGAAAUACCUUCCGCUCUUGUACAAAGAACCUAGAAGCAAUGUAGUAGGCAUUGGUCGUGGUAGGAUCACUUGGCGUUACACACCUGAGCGCCUCGGGAUGGCAAAUGUCACAGAACAUCCAGCUAAUCAGGGUAUCAUUAAUGGUAUUGCACCAAAUGGAGAUGCCCAAGAAGAAGAUCUCAUUGCUCGUAAACUUACAGAAAUGCAGGAUAUCCAUUUGCUGCCCAUCAAAGAGGAUAUUGCAGAAUGGAUAACGCACAGUUGGGGUAGAAAUUACUCCAAGUACAUUUCUAGAUGUACUAGACAGUGGAAUAGUCUUGUGCAAACUUUCUAAACUCAUUGAAACAAAAGCUAAAGAAUGUGAACGAAUGGUAAACUCACAGAGCCAUUGCCAAUUUACAAACUAAAGUGCAAUGAACGAGCCAAGUCAGGAACCUGGUUUGCACGGGACAAUGUGACUAAUUCUAGGCUGGUGCCGAGCUUAUGGGAUGACUGAUGAAACAAUGUUUGACUC
Pomacea canaliculata is the source of this 640-nucleotide messenger RNA. RefSeq lists its product as uncharacterized. The transcript is spliced from 4 exons. Bases 110 to 460 code for a protein of 116 amino acids. NCBI's taxonomy places the organism in Eukaryota, Metazoa, Mollusca, Gastropoda, Architaenioglossa, Ampullariidae. The record is from RefSeq and is a predicted model, not a curated record.